Molecule: messenger RNA, 777 nt
Organism: Malus domestica (apple)
Lineage: Eukaryota; Viridiplantae; Streptophyta; Magnoliopsida; Rosales; Rosaceae
Product: proliferating cell nuclear antigen-like
Biological process (GO): regulation of DNA replication; mismatch repair; leading strand elongation
Cellular component (GO): PCNA complex
Molecular function (GO): DNA binding; DNA polymerase processivity factor activity
Source: RefSeq, a predicted model, not a curated record
AUGUUUGGAUUCAGCCUAGAAGCAGGUGCUGUUCUUCUGAGGAAGGCCGUGGCUGCCUUCAUCAUGACAGGCUGCUUCAACGGCGAGAUGUUCAUCUCGAAUGACGACGUCACUCUGGCAGCUACCACAUUUCCCAUCCCAAUGUUCCAAAUCCCAAGCCUCCUCGUAUCCCUUCGAUUGCGACCUCUCAUCGGGGAGGACUUAUACUGCACCGAAGGCCUCCUCUGGCUUGCCCUCAGCUUUCGUGACUUCUAUAACAAUCUCAGUCUUUAUGAGGACGACGAUGAUUUUUUCGGCAUCUAUGGCAGUGCAGACCUUCGUCGCAUCAGAUUUGUGCUCGUCAAUAAUAGAACUGAGAGGUUUUGGGAUCAGCAAAUGGACUUGUUUACAAUCGAACGUGGUCGGAUGAUCGCACCUGAGUUCCACUAUGAAUAUGAUGUGGUCGUUGGAAUACCUUCGGGCAUAUUUGGAAGUCUCAUCAUGAAUCUAAGCCGUUUCGGGAUGACAGUUUCUGCACUUGUAACAGAAACUCAAGUUACGUUCACUGUGGGAAAUGUAAAGAUUGUUCUCAGGAAAGAGCUGGAGGAGUGUAUUAUUGGGGGUGCUGUGGGUGAAAAUCCAGUUUCCUUGGUGUUCCAUAUCCAUUACAGUAACACAAUGCUGCGCUCUUCAUUUCUGUCAAAAAGGGUGUGGUUGCUUGGCCAGUCCAAUGGUUCAUCUGUCAUGCUCAAUUGCCCUGUUGGAACACUCGGUAACCUCAUGUUCUACGUUGGGUGA